UCCUCUGAAACAACGCCUUGCAUUGAUCGAAUAGCUGACAGACAUACAGACUGACAAACUAGUACACAGGCUAUUCGCCGGCACGCCGACCCCCCUUGUGCAACCGAAGAAUCAGUAGAAGUUAUUCGAGGUUCGCUUGGGGCUACGCGUCUCCUGCCUACUAUCUCGGAUAUACAUACUACCUAGUUACAAGCAAGCUCAUACAUACAUACGUAAAGAUACACGCGGGUGCUUGGAAGAUGCAUCAUAUCUCGUAUCUAUCCGAGCCCGCGAGCCGGUACACGUGGAAGCCGCUACGCAGCGCCCAGCUACCGUCCGCUGGGCUGGAGAACGAGAGGCCCGUCGACGUGGUCCUCUACCUGCGCGGCGUGACGAAGCGGCGCAAUGAGACCAUCAGCGCCCUCGUCCGUCGCCUCAACCCGGCCACCUUUGCCACGCAGCUGAUCUCCGAGCCCAUCACCGCCGCGCCCAGCGUAGGCGGGAACACCCAAAACAACCGCCCCGUCCCCGUCCCCGUCUACGGCAACGAAGACGCGCGGAAGCUAUUUACCGAGUUCGACGACGUCAUCGACUUGGCGCGCUACCUCCGCGGCGGCGCCGACGACGAAUCGCGCAAGGAGCGCUAUACCGCCGCGUUCGGCCCCCAGGUCACCGGCCACAUGUCCCUCAACGCGCUCAUCGAUAUGACGCUCGAGUUCGCCCAGAGGUACAUCGCCAUCCGCUUCCGGACCCUGACCACGAACAUCACCCGCGACGUCACCACCGACCACGACUUCCGACGGUCGAUCGGGGGGAGAGACUUGAUCAACAUGAUGGUCCACGAGCCGGUCCUAGAGGAAGACAUGCUGUGGACCAACGCCUCCCACAUACACCAAAAUCUUGACAUGUUCCAAGACACCAGGCCUGCCACCGUGACCUAUUUUCAGUCUUGGUACCGCAUGACCAUAAAUGAAGCGAACACGCUCGUACGCUUCGCGAGAGAGAGGGCGCAGGACGGCUCCCGCACCGAAGUGGGAUACAGGUUUGGCUGGAUCGUGAACUUCAUCAACAAAUUCCUUUCGUGGAGGAGUCAGCUCCUCGACUAUAUCGGCCGAUCGAAAGGGCCCGCCGGAAACACCUGGGACCCGCAGGGACAACACCGGGAAGCAAACAUAGGAUUCCACCGCGGCUUGUGGCAACAGCACGGCGGCACACGGAUCGACGCGGCAUUUGAAUACUUCCUCAUAGCCGUCUUCCAGGUCGUCGCUACGCUCCAGGGAGGGCGCCCGACGAGUGUGAGCUGGACUCGAGUCGAAGCCGAGGUACGCGGAUUCUGCGAGGUGGCUUCGUUGGAGAUGGUGACGUCCUCUCUUCGGGGGAGGCCAGGAGUCGUGAGCCAGCUGCAGGCGGCCGGAUUCCCAGGCAAUUUUCGGACCAUGGAUUCGAGGUACAGCGUCCCGAGACCCGAGAUACCCUUCGAGUGGAUCCCCCCGGUGCGUCCCAUACCGCAGAACAGGACGAUCCCGACCUUGGAUGGAAGAUACAUUACUCAAGUGAUAGAGAAGUUUCAACCGCGACCCGCGGGUCCGGGUGCCGAUACUGACACCGAUGCAUCCCGCGCUGGCACUAGGCGAAUCGGCCGCGGCCACCGGCCGGGGGCCAGACUGGCGCAGACGGUGCGCUGGAACGACGAGGAGGAUCUGCUCUCCUCCUCCGAGGAAGAUUUCGAGUACGACUAUGACGAGGCGUAUAGGAUGGCCGAUGAACUUCGGGACUACGUCUCCCGUCUGUAUGAGUUACAAUUUAAAGGAGGGCUCAAGAGGUCAGGAGCUGCUAUUGCUACCGAAGACCUGGAGGCUCCCGCCGCGAAGAAGAGGCAGAUAAUAGGCUAGGAGCAUUGUCUAGCCUGGCAUUGGAAUUUAGGAUAGUUAGGGAGGGUUAACCAAGUCUUGUUUUCGCAACUACGGACGCAUCUCUCGUUGCAUUUCUCAUCCCUUACUCAUAGAAGACGACCACGAUAUAUUUUGAUAGGGGCUUAACAUAGGCGGGUCGUACUACGCAAGGGGUGGUGGUGUCUUUGUUUUUUCGUAGGUAUAAGAAACAUAAAAAAUAAAAGGAAAGCUAAGGAGAAGGUGGGAGGGAAGUGGGGGGAAGUGGGUAUGGUAGUAUUCUGUUUCGGAGAUGCAUCGAGGGAGGGAAUUCAGAUGAAGAGGGAUAGGAAUAGAAGCCGGCGGAAGGCAAGCG
Messenger RNA from Durotheca rogersii, 2223 nucleotides. RefSeq lists its product as uncharacterized. The coding region runs from base 240 to 1871 and encodes 543 amino acids. The record is from RefSeq and is a predicted model, not a curated record. The transcript is spliced from 3 exons. Lineage: Eukaryota; Fungi; Ascomycota; Sordariomycetes; Xylariales; Xylariaceae.